CGGUAACGUUUGGAACAUUGAGCAGACAUAGUGGCAAAUUAGAAGAAAAAAUGUUGUAUAAAAUAAAUUCGGUAUUCAUUUUUCUGUUUUUGUAUUUGGUACCUUUCACUACCGGUGAGACCUGUGUGAGGUACACUUUCGAACAAGGUUUCGAUGAGUUGUUCUCGGAUAAAUUUGGAUUUUGUGCAUCCUUAAAUCUGCCACCAUGGGAACUCGGACAGUACAGGACAUUGGGAAUACCAGCUCCGAACGCACAAAGCACAUCUUUUAUGGCACCUCAACCAGGAAACGAAAGCUGCACGUCAUCAUUCUUGUUUCCCAUGCAACGAGGAGCUACCAUUGAAGUCACACUUUACCUGGAUCCAGUGAAUAUUCUCGAUGAGUUUACAUUUAUAGUUGCACAAAUUGAUCCUAGAUCAGGAAUUGCGUGGUUAUCAGGAGCUUAUAGCUUUUCACCUUUUCCAUGGCCCUUUCCAAGUGGAUGGUACACGUCAUCAUUUCCAGUACCUGGUAUAAACACACCUGAAGGAUUUUUAAUGGUGUGGGCCGGUGGAUCACUUAACGCAACAUUGUUAAUAGAUUCAUUCCGUGUCAUCCCUCCUGGCAUGGACGAAAGCUUCUGCCGACUUUACGAAGGCAACAUGAGCCCUCUCCCUGCUCUGAAAUACAAAGUACCAGAAACUAUUCCGAAACUAAAAUCUUUUCUUAAAAUUAACGACAAAUCAUAGUUGACUCAUAACUUUCAUAGUUAAUUAAGCUUUUAAUGCAAAUAUAGUCUUCAAGUACACAACCCGUCAUUGUUGCCAGUGUACUGGUAAUGUGUAUUGUAGCCUUUGACAUUGUUUUGAAACUGUGUGACAUUGGUUUUUGUAUCAGCUUAAUAUAUUCUAUUGUAUUUUUCUAUAACUGUGUGAUAAUACGUGCAUUUAAUUUUUGUCAUAUCUUUGACAUUAUUCUGAAACUGUCGAUUGUAUUGAUUGGGUUCUUGACAUUAUAAACGGCCUUGCUUAGAAGCCUAAUUAAUGAAAUUUGAUUUCUGGUGUAUGUGGUGUAUUAUGUUUUCGUAAUGUGAAUUUGCUUGUCUAUUGUAUUGUAUUUGUAUUGUAUUAAAUUUCAGACACAAUGAAAAUGUUGUUAAAUGAAUAAAUAAAUGAAAUGAAAAAAAUCAAAUGUGUU
Molecule: messenger RNA, 1176 nt
Organism: Spodoptera litura
Lineage: Eukaryota; Metazoa; Arthropoda; Insecta; Lepidoptera; Noctuidae
Source: RefSeq, a predicted model, not a curated record